GAACGAUGGCUGAGAAAGCCAGUGCCACUACUGCCCUGCAGUGGGUAGAGCGUCUUUUGGAGCCGUCUGCGAGCGAAGACAUGAUGAUCGAAGCUGCUCAGGUGUUUUCACCAGGUCACUACUCUGACGUGGUGGACGAGAGAAUUAUAAGUCGUCUAUGUGGCUAUCCGCCAUGCAGUAACCCUCUGGACCUCAGCCGCAGCAGAAAAACGACUAGUAAACUUAGUGAACUACGAGUGACUGAUGAAGGUGAAGAUGCAGAGUCUGGAGAUAGUGAGCCGAGAGAUUCGGUACAUCUGGCACACCCGAAGCUGUCACCGGUCGGUCGUCUUCUCCACGCAAUGUCCAGCUGGUGUACUCCCGACACCCGCUGCUUUGUGGAGCAAGCGAGACAACAGACACAUUCAGAGAGAGAUCCUGUCCAGACACCAGAAAGAGACAGUGGUAAAGUAUAUGCACCAUGUGUUGUGGAAGGCAGCAAUGCAGCUGUGAUGAAGAGGCCUGUCAGGAGAGCGAGGCAGAGAGUGGAGGAUGACAGGGAAGACCUGGAUGAUGUUCAAGAGGUCUUGCCACCUGUUCAGCAGCUCUGCACAAUCGGCAGCUCAGCAGGACAUCUUGGUGCAACAGUAUGCGACGAAUGUCUCAAGUGUUGCAGUAGACCUUAG
Molecule: messenger RNA, 665 nt
Organism: Geodia barretti
Lineage: Eukaryota; Metazoa; Porifera; Demospongiae; Tetractinellida; Geodiidae
Source: the annotation of a GenBank genome assembly